AUAUGUCUAGAGCAAAUAAAUAAGCCGAAUAAGCACCUGCUUAAAAUAAAUAAUAGAAAGGUGUACCUGCAGCAAAACCUUAAAAACCUAAGGAAAAUUAUUUGACUCCUGAAGAAAUUAAUGAUUUAAGAGUAAUAAUAUGGUAAUAGAUUUUAAGGAAACUUUUGAUUUGUUUGAUGAUGAUAAAAGUGGUACAAUAGAUGCUCAUGAAAUAAAGAAAGUACUUGAAGACUUAGGUGUUGAUGCAAGAAAUAAAUUUGUGUAUCAAAUGGUUCAAGACUUAGAAAAGUAAUCUUCAUCAUUUAUCAAUACUAGCUUUGGAGGUUCAAUCAAUUUUGAUACUUUUGUCGAAAUUAUAUCAAAUAGAUUAGGAAAUAAUAAAACAAGAGAAGGAGCAUAGAAAUUAUUCUAAAUUUAUGAUCCUGAAGAUACUGGGUUAUUAUUUUAAUCAUAAGUUUAGAUUCAUCGAUUUCACAAAUUUAAAACGUGUAGCUAAAGAACUAGGAGAAACUUUGAAUGAUGAUGAAUUGCAUGAAAUGAUUCAUCAUAUUCAUAUCCUCAGAAAAACAGAGAGUCCAGAAUAAAUCUCAUUUGAAGAGUUUUAUGAGAUUAUUACAGCUCCAAGAAGAUAUUGAU
Messenger RNA from Paramecium pentaurelia, 636 nucleotides. The record is from the annotation of a GenBank genome assembly. Lineage: Eukaryota; Ciliophora; Oligohymenophorea; Peniculida; Parameciidae.